GUGAGUUCAUUGCAGUGAAUUUCUUCCAGUGACAGCUUAUAUGGCUUCACUGGAGUACCAUCAACUAACAGGAUUUGUCCUUGUAUAUCACAGACUCCUGCACCUCAGCCUAUUAACUUUUAAUGCUCUUGGAAUACUGAGCCUCUCAGCUAUAUCUGGUGGCAGUGAAUCUAUGUUUUCAAAGAAGCAGAAUGCCACUGCCCUUCUACUUGUUGCAAGCCAGAAAACCUUGCCUGUGAUGGUAGCAGUUGUGGAGCAGCUCGGUGGUGCACUCGGUGAAUCUGGUUUGCUUGUUCUUCCCUGUGUUGCUGCACAUCUGAAUCAGAUCAUUAUGGACUCUUUUCUUGUAAGUUUCUGGUUUCAAAAAGAGCAUUCAUUGAAGAUUGCCAAGGGAGCCUAAAUUGGAAGAGAGCAUAAUUGCUGAUGAAAACGGGUACUCUUUGUGGAUCCAUUUUUCGAAGAUGGUGCUGAUGCCGAUGCUAAUGGCAAAUGAUCUGAUGCAUUGCACCUUCGUUAUUUGUGACCAAAAACUCGUUUGUGUUUCGGCAUUGUUGCCGCCAUUUGGUUUACACAUGGAACCCUAACCUUCUUGUAUUCUGGUGUCUAAAAUCAUUGAAUUCAUCAAUCAAAUAGCUAAAAUGCUUGGAUCCUAUCAUCUUUCCGUUCUGGGAAUUUUUGGUUGUACAUUAUUCAGAGCCCACAUUGCGAGCCAAGUUUUGGGAAAGUUGCUUACAUGGACAAUUGAAAAUGCUGACAAAAGUUUAUACUUGAUUUUUUUUGGGGUUCAG
Messenger RNA from Ilex paraguariensis (yerba mate), 788 nucleotides. Lineage: Eukaryota; Viridiplantae; Streptophyta; Magnoliopsida; Aquifoliales; Aquifoliaceae. The record is from the annotation of a GenBank genome assembly.